This is a messenger RNA of Morus notabilis, 2146 nucleotides long. Its product is annotated as pentatricopeptide repeat-containing protein At1g59720, chloroplastic/mitochondrial. The transcript has a single exon. The record is from RefSeq and is a predicted model, not a curated record. The coding region runs from base 147 to 1982 and encodes 611 amino acids. Gene Ontology annotation, molecular function: protein binding; RNA binding; zinc ion binding. Lineage: Eukaryota; Viridiplantae; Streptophyta; Magnoliopsida; Rosales; Moraceae. Gene Ontology annotation, biological process: RNA modification.
CAAAAAAAAAAAAUAAAUAAAUUAAAUUAAAUAAAAAGAUAACAGCAACCAUGCGAAGCCAUGCGGAGCUGCAGUUAUCCUCAGCCGGAUAGUAGGACUCUCAUUUUUAUAUCCACGUCCCUGGUUUUCACAAUCACAGCGCGGCAAUGGUUCUGGCAAUCACACAAGGCCAAUCACCACCUUCCCUAAUCACCAUCGACAACAACGGUGGGGUCUCAACUGCCCACCAAGCCCGUCUUCUCCGAUUCCUGAACGAAUGUAAAGACAUGUCUCAGCUCAAGCAGAUACACGCUCAAACUCUGCGCACAACGUCCAACACAAACAAUCCCCACACCCUUUUCCUCUACAGUCGAAUCCUCCAUUUCUCGUCCUUGGCCGACGCGGACUACGCUUUUCGCGUCUUUGAUCAGAUCGAGACCCCAAACUCGUUCAUGUGGAACACUCUCAUCAGAGCAUGCGCGCGAAGCGACGACCGAAAAGAGCAGGCCAUCGUGCUUUACUGUAGAAUGUUAGAGGAAGGGAUUGUUUUGCCCGAUAAAUACACUUUCCCGUUUGUUCUUAGAGCUUGUGCGUACUUGUUUGACCUCUCCGAAGGGGAACAGACACAUGCCCAUGUUUUGAAACUUGGGUUUUGUUCCGAUGUUUAUAUAUGCAACAGUUUGAUUCAUUUCUAUGCUUCGUGUGGGCAUUUGGACUUAGCGCAGAAGGUGUUCGACAAAAUGCCUGAGAGAUCUCUCGUCUCGUGGAACGCUAUGAUUGAUGCAUUUGUUCAGUUUGGCGAGUUCGAGACGGCGCUGAAAUUGUUUAGUGAGAUGCAGAACGUGUUUAAGCCUGAUGGAUAUACGUUGCAAAGCAUCAUAAACGCCUGCGCUGGACUUGGUGGGUUGGCUUUAGGGAUGUGGGCUCAUGCUUAUAUUUUGAGGAUGCUUGACACGGCUGUAGCUAGUGAUGUUUUGGUUUGCUCUUCUUUGAUGGAUAUGUAUUGCAAAUGUGGGUGCUUGGAACUUGCUCGGCAGGUCUUUGAAAGAAUGCCCAAGCGCGAUAUAACUAUGUGGAAUUCAAUGAUUCUCGGAUUUGCUAUGCAUGGACUGGCUGAGGCAGCAUUGGAAUGUUUUUCUUGCUUGGUGAGGACGGAGAGUUGCGCACCAAACUCCAUCACGUUUGUCGGUGUUUUAAGUGCGUGUAAUCAUAGAGGCAUGGUUAGUGAAGGCCUUAACUAUUUCGAGAAGAUGAUAAAGAAGUACAAGAUUGAACCACGGUUAGAGCAUUACGGUUGCCUAGUUGAUCUCCUGGCUCGUGCUGGCUUCAUCAACAAAGCUCUGAAUUUCGUGACUAAUAUGCCAAUGAAACCCGAUGCUGUAAUCUGGAGGAGUAUACUUGAUGCUUGUAGCAAGCAAGAUGCGAGCGUUGAGCUAAGUGAAGAAGUAGCUAGACAGGUUCUUGAGUCUGAAGGAGACGGUGCUUCUAGCGGUGUUUAUGUCCUUAUGUCAAGAGUCUAUGCUUCAGCUUCUCGAUGGGACGAUGUUGGGUUGGUGAGGAAAUUGAUGGAAGAUGAUGGCGUAACGAAAGAACCGGGGUGUAGUAUAAUAGAGGUGGAAGGAAUUACUCAUGAAUUUUUUGCUGGGGACACUUCUCAUCCUCGAAGUAGAGGGAUAUAUCAGUUCCUGAAUGUGAUUAAAGACAGACUUAAGUUGAUGGGGUAUUCACCUGACUAUUCACAGGCGCCUCUGGUUGAUGAGCAGGGCGAUACAAAGCAACACUCUCUUGGCUUGCACAGCGAGAGAAUUGCCCUUGCUUUUGGGCUUUUAAGCAUGAAAUCGGGCACGCCAAUACGUAUUUUUAAGAACCUUAGAGUAUGCAAUGACUGCCAUGAGGUAUUCAAAUUGAUCUCCACUGCAUUCAGUGUGGAGAUUGUCAUGAGAGAUCGCACAAGAUUCCAUCAUUUCAAACAUGGCACUUGCUCCUGCAUGGAAUACUGGUGAUUCUUUGCCAUUUUACAGAUCAAAGUGCCCAUUCAACGUACGCGUAAUUAUGGAUAAAAAAUUGUAUUCGGCUUUGUUUUUUCAUCCUUAACUGUACUUAGCUUUGAGUUGUUUGUUUAUAACAGUGGGGAAGAAAUGACGGAAUCAUCAAGGUCCAAAGUGAA